CCGUUUGCCGGCGUUAUUGCCAUACCGAGCGUCUAUGCGAGUGCACACCGUACGGCUCCCGCUGGAUAGGAGCGAACUGCUUUUGUUUUUCAUUCAUUCCGAAUGCAGCACGCUGAUGCGUUGAGCUAGUGGAUGCGAAGACGGUGUGAUAGUGUGAUAAGCAGUGGAGAAAGAUUGAUCACAGAAAAAAAAGAAACUGGUGCAAUUCGUUCGAGGUUGGUUUCGACAUUGGUGAACCGAAGUGAAGAAGUGACCCUGCAGUGCGAAUGCAAAAAGAGGUUCAAACUGAUCUGAAACCCGAAAGUGAAAGCGUAUUAUUAGUGUUCGAAUUCGUAAGAAUACACUUUUCCGCUGAGUGAGCUGGGCAGUGUGCUCGUGUGUGUAUGUGUGAUUGAGUGAUCGGAGACAAAUCUGCAAACGUGAAUCAAUAUCCGGCAGCUUGCAAGCCUGUUGGCAGCUAACAACAGAUAACGGAUAAACUGUACCAACUGCUGCCAUAGACCGUUGUAGUGCGAUAUAGAGGAGCGAACAUUGUGAACGAAAAAGUAACCGAACGAAACAGGACGUCCGCAAACGAAGCGGCCCUUGCAACAACAAAACAAAACCACGCAGCAACGAACUGCGAGCACGAAAAACUCUGCGACACGAAAAAGCGAACGAAAAAACGAUGGGCAACCGAAUGCGAUCCUUGGUCGCGACGUUCGUGCUACUAUUCACAGUACUCGAGAAUGUCCACUGUGAUGCACCGUUGGUCGAUUCGGCAGCGCUGCCGCUGGAACACAGAGCCGUCUACGGUCCGCCUGCACCCUCACCAGUAUACGGUACGCCUGGUUUGCUGAGUGGCGGCGGAGGUAGCGGCGGCCUGAUCGGGGGCGGCGGCGGUGGCGGCGGCGGAGACGACCCGUGGCCACUGUCCGCCUCGAACGACAGCCCGCAGAUCAAGCAUCUGCAGGUGCAGUGCGAAAAGACGCACAUGCGCGUCAACAUCGAGUUCGACCGGCCGUUCUACGGCAUGAUCUUCUCCAAGGGUUUCUACAGCGAUCCGCACUGCGUGCAUCUGAAGCCGGGCACUGGGCACCUGAGCGCCACCUUUGAGAUCUUCCUGAACAGCUGCGGUAUGUCCAGCUCGGCCAACCACAACGCGGCAAGCUUCGGCGGUCCGACGCCGUCCGGUAGCUACGUCGAGAACACGAUCAUUAUCCAGUACGAUCCGUACGUGCAGGAGGUUUGGGAUCAGGCCCGCAAACUCCGCUGCACGUGGUACGACUUCUACGAGAAGGCGGUCACCUUCCGGCCGUUCCAGGUCGAUAUGCUGCACGCCGUCACGGCCAACUUCCUGGGCGACAACCUCCAGUGCUGGAUGCAGAUCCAGGUCGGCAAGGGCCCGUGGGCGUCCGAGGUGUCGGGCAUCGUGAAGAUCGGCCAAACGAUGACGAUGGUGCUGGCGAUCAAGGACGACGAGAACAAGUUCGACAUGCUGGUGCGCAACUGCGUGGCCCACGACGGCAAGCGCGCCCCGAUCCAGCUGGUCGACCAGCACGGCUGUGUGGUGCGGCCGAAGAUUAUGAGCAAGUUCCAGAAGAUCAAGAACUUUGGCCCGUCCGCGUCGGUCGUUUCGUUCGCCUACUUCCAGGCGUUCAAGUUCCCCGACUCGAUGAACGUGCACUUCCAGUGCGUGAUCCAGGUGUGCCGGUACAACUGCCCCGAGCCGAAGUGCGCCGGCGGCGACUACGGACUGCCAGCGCUGACCGGUAACGGCAUCUCGGGCGAGUACGGUGCACCGGGACCGCUGAGCGGCGAGUACGGACCACCGCACCUGUCCGAGUACGGUGUACCGCCAGCGGCCUACCCGGACCCGCGCCACCCGUCCGACGCGUCCGGCGCGUACUCGGAGAACCAGGACAGUGUGGUGCCGGCCCCGCAAGCCCAAACGUCCGCCAACUCGGCCGAGAACAAAUCGGACGGCCCGGUGAACGCUAACGAUCGCAUCGAAUCGCAGCCACAGUCGGCGAACCCGUCGUCCAACGAUAUCCACGACCACAUCAACAUGCCGCCACCGCCGCCACCAGGCCAGACGUCGUACGUCACCGUGACCAAGCAGCAGAAGAAGGACGAUGGACUGUCGGGCGAGAACAGCGGCAAUCUGGUGAGCCUGGGCGGACGGCCCCGCUCGGUGGAGGGACUGGACGAUCUGCGCGGUGUGCGCCGACGACGGGACACGAUGUCGGUGGUGAUCCGGCCGCGCAUCUACAAGCGCGACGCCCAGGAGAUGACGGACGUCAACACCGAGCGCAUCAUCCAGGUGGUGGCACCGGGAGACGUCAACUUUGCGCUUAACAACGCGUCCGGCAACGAGACGGUCGUGAUCCAGUCGCAGCGAACCGUCGACCCGGAAACGAUCUGCAUGUCGGUGCCGAGUUUCGUCGGCGGACUGGUGAUGCUGUUGCUCGUGCUCGCCGUGGCGUCCCUGGUAGCGGCCUUCCUGUUCGUGCGCGUGCGACACUUCGACCGGAAAGGCAAUCCUUUCUCCGGACACUAAGCGACGAACCCCGUCCGUGGGUCGGUCCUCGUGUCCCGAGCGACCCUUGACCCCGCAUGAAGCUCGGGAAAGUUUCUCCCUCCGUUCUGCACCUUCGCGGGAGCAUCUUCAUCCUUCAUCUGAAAACAGCUUUCGGCACCGGGCUCACUCUGCAGCUUGAACACUCCUGUUACCUGAGCACCAUCUCAUCCUAGAGAGCAGUUGCUCGUUCGCGCGUCACGACGGUGCGGUUUAGUGCAGGAAAAGGAAAGGAAGCUUCUGGGGAGGUCGAUACAGGAGAUCGGAAGACAAGGACGAGGGACCGUUGUGAAAUCGUACGAAAUGCAAUCUACUACCACUUGUCGCAGUAAUCGCACCGCAACCGGGUGACGAUCGUGGCUGCUCCAACAGUUCGCGAAGAUGCGCUAAAAUCCAUCCACCUUCCCUCCUUCCGACAACCGUGUAGCCUAGCAACCGUCUAACAACCUCAUUUCAUCGUCCCCUUUUCCGGUGCGUGCCCGCGCCACCAUUAACACGAUUGCCUCUUAAUUUAUUACGAUUAUUAUUAUUAUAUUAUUAUUAUUAUCGAAUCGGUUUAUAUGAUCGCGAACGAGUUCCCUCUAUCAUGCCCCUCUCCCUCAGGCAGUCCUUUCAAGCUGCUUCUCUUGCGCUUAGUGUACGAUACCAAACGAUUGUGUAUUACCAACAUACCACCAACAUUUAAUUUAUUUGCUCCACCGCCCCUCUUCCAAGCUCGCAACUCGAUACUAUCAUCCUGUACAUCUUCACCCCAACCGAUCCAAACCGAUCCCCUUCCCUCAUCUCCAGCGCUUCCUGUUCGGAGGUUUUUGCUUGCGCGCUGUGUGUGACAGUGAGUUCUGCCGCAAGGGCAAGGGCAUUAGCGAAGAGAAAUCUUUUGCUCAUCUCACAGUGACACAAAGUUUGGACAGAUGAACAGAACAUGG
Molecule: messenger RNA, 3483 nt
Organism: Anopheles coluzzii
Lineage: Eukaryota; Metazoa; Arthropoda; Insecta; Diptera; Culicidae
Gene: dyl
Product: cuticlin-4
Exons: 5
Coding region: 668-2539 (623 amino acids)
Source: RefSeq, a predicted model, not a curated record